Messenger RNA from Akanthomyces muscarius, 3510 nucleotides. RefSeq lists its product as uncharacterized. Bases 1 to 3510 code for a protein of 1169 amino acids. The record is from RefSeq and is a predicted model, not a curated record. Gene Ontology annotation, biological process: L-lysine biosynthetic process. NCBI's taxonomy places the organism in Eukaryota, Fungi, Ascomycota, Sordariomycetes, Hypocreales, Cordycipitaceae. Gene Ontology annotation, molecular function: L-aminoadipate-semialdehyde dehydrogenase [NAD(P)+] activity. The transcript is spliced from 8 exons.
AUGUCGCUACCUGACCCUACCGAAGACCUCGAUUGGGGGGGUUACCUUGGAGGUAUCCAUGAGAUAUUCCACAAGAAUGCCGUGGCUCAUCCCGACAGACCUUGUGUCAUCGAGACCAAGACUUCCAAGGCGCCAACAACAACAUACACCUACCGCCAAAUUGACGAGGCAAGCAACAACAUCGCAAACUACUUGCGCGAUGCUGGCAUUCAAAAUGGGGACGCCGUCAUGAUCUUUGCGCACCGCUCAGUCGAGCUGGUCUGUGCGUACAUGGGAACCCUGGCUGCCGGUGGUAUCGUCACCGUCCUUGAUCCUCAGUAUCCCCCACAAAGACAGCAGAUCUAUCUUCAAGUCGCUCAGCCCAAGGCGCUUAUCUCCAUCCGCAAGGCUACGGAGGAGAGCGGUCCACUAGCUCCUCUCGUCCAAAAGUACAUUGAUGAUGACCUUGGUAUUAAGAUCAAGAUUCCGGACCUCCGCUUCACCGAGGAUGGCGCGUUGACUGGUGGCGACCAAGAUGGCGGCGACAUCUUCGCCAAUGUCAAGGAGAGGGCAUCUACACCUCCAGACGUGCUCAUCGGACCCGAUUCCAACUGUACGCUGUCAUUUACAAGCGGAACUCAAGGCUUACCAAAGGGCGUACUUGGCCGUCAUUACAGUCUGGCAAGAUAUUUCCCAUGGAUGGCUGAAAAGUUUGGCCUCUCAUCAGAAAGCGUGUACGCCUGUCUUUCUGGAAUUGCCCACGACCCAAUCCAGAGAGAUAUCAUGACGCCGCUUUUCUUGGGCGCGAGACUCCUCAUUCCCGCCAAGGAGGAUAUCCAGCAUGAGAGGCUGAGUGAGUGGAUGCGAGAGUGGUCUCCAACAACGACUCACCUUACGCCUGCGAUGGGACAGAUUCUGGUUGGUGGCGCUACAGCCCAGUUCUCCAACCUGCGCCAGGUCUUCUUCGUCGGUGACGUCCUUACCACUCGCGACUGCCGCGCGCUUCGUAAGCUCGGCCCUGCCUGCAACAUCAUCAACAUGUACGGAACCACGGAAACUUCUCGUGCUGUGUCCUACUUUGCGGUUCCCUCCGCUCAGGAGGACCCGACAGCCCUGGAUUCACUCGGCGACUCCGUCCCCGCCGGCUGGGGCAUGAAGGAUGUCCAGGUGCUGGUAGUGGAUCGCAAGGAUCGCACUAAGAUUUGUCCUAUUGGUGUCGUUGGAGAAAUCUAUAUUCGCGCUGCCGGACUCGCGGAAGGUUACCUGAAUGAUGCUGAGAAGAACAAGGAGAAGUUCAUUGACAACUGGUUCGUCGACAAUGAUAAGUGGGUGGAAGCAGACAAGGCCAACAGCAAGGGCGAACCGUGGCGCAAGUACUACAAGGGACCGCGAGACAGACUUUACGUCACAGGAGAUCUCGGAGAAUAUCGACCGGACGGGUCUGUGCGUGUGCUAGGCCGUAUCGACUCCCAAGUCAAGAUUCGCGGAUUCCGGGUGGAACUCAACGAGAUUGAUGCCAACCUGAGUGGCAGUCCUCUGAUCCGAGACUGCAAGACCCUGGUUCGAAGAGAUCGUAACGAGGAGCCGACGCUCGUCAGUUACAUCGUGCCCGAGAUUGCGGAGUGGAAGCGCUGGCUUGAGGCUCAGGGCCUCCAAGAUAUCGAAGAGGAGGGUGUGGAAAUGGGGCCCUGUACCGUCUACCUCAAGAAGCGGUUCCGCCUCAUCCAAGCCGAAGUGCGAGACCACCUCAAAUCUCGCUUACCGGCGCACUCGGUUCCCUCGAUCUACCUUGUGUUGCAAAAGCUGCCUCUGAACCCGAACGGGAAGGUCGACUCUCCCAACCUGCCUUUCCCCGAUGCCUCUCUCAUGAUGGAGGAAGCCUCGGAGGAGGACCUGAAGAGCUGGGAGAGUCUGUCCGAGACUGAGAAGACUAUUGCGACACAAUGGUCGACCCUGAUCCCGGGUUUCAAUGCUCAGACAGUCCGGCCCGACUCAAGUUUCUUUGACUGCGGUGGUCACAGUCUUCUUGCUCAGCAGCUCCUGCUUGACCUUCGCAAGAACCUGAACGUCGACAUCACCAUCAGCGUCCUCUAUGCAAACCCCACCCUUCGCGGCCUGAGCACCCAAGUCGACCGUCUUCGCAGCGGCCAGGCUGUUACAGUCGACCAUUCUGCCGAUACAGUCUACUCUGACUCUCUCGACGAGCUCACCAAGACCCUGGACGAAAAGUACCAAAGCGCGGAUCCCGAUGCCUUGAGCCCUUCCACUGGCGCCACCUUUUUCCUUACCGGUGCCACUGGCUUCCUCGGCGCAUACCUAGCCAAGGACAUCUUAGAGAGGAAGAACACCAAGCUUAUUGCUCACAUCCGUGGAGCCAAGGACCACAAGUUUGCCAAGGAGCGUCUCACAAGAUCCCUCAAAGGCUAUGGUCUCUGGCAAGACUCCUGGGCGGACAGGAUCUCCUGCGUUAUUGGUGAUCUUACCAAGCCCCGCCUUGGCCUUGACGACGCCAGCUGGAAGCACGUCGCUGAUACAGCUGAUGCGUUUAUCCACAACGCUGCGUACGUUCACUGGAUCGCUCGUUACGAGCAGAUGAUGCGUCCCAAUGUUCUCUCGACCAUUGAUGCGAUGAAGCUCUGCAAUGAGGGCAAGCCUAAGCUCUUUUCGUUUGUCUCCUCCACUUCCACCCUCGAUACAGACCACUACUUCAAUCUAUCGGACGCUCAGACCGCUACCGGCCGCGGCGCCGUCCUCGAGUCCGACGACAUGAUGGGUAGCCGUAACGGCCUUGGCACUGGCUACGGUCAAACUAAGUGGGUGUCUGAGCAGCUCGUCCGCGAGGCCGGCCGCCGUGGUCUCCGCGGCGCAGUGGUCCGACCCGGCUACAUUCUCGGCAGCAGAAACGGCGGUGUCUCCAAUACCGACGACUUUCUCAUUCGCUUCUGCAAGGGUUGUGUCCAGCUCGGCGCUCGUCCUCGCAUUAUCAACUCGGUCAAUGCCGUCCCUGUCGACCAUGUCGCUCGCGUUGUUGUCGCUUCGGCGCUGAACCCGCUUCCUGGCGUCAACGUUGUGCACGUCACGGCCCACCCCCGUCUGCGGAUGAACGAGUUCCUCUCUGCGUUGAGCUACUACGGCUAUGAAGUGCCAGAGGUCGACUACGAAGACUGGAAGACGCAGCUCGAGGAGUUUGUCUCGGCCGGUGCCGUCGAGAAGGACCAGGAGCAGAGCGCGCUGAUGCCGCUGUUCCACAUGGCCACCUCGAAUCUGCCGAGCACCACGCGUGCUCCGGAGCUGGAUGACAGAAACGCCGUGGCUAUCCUCAAGGCCGAUGCGGACCGCUGGACAGAUGUCGACGAUAGUGCAGGAGAGGGCAUCACGCGUGAGGAUAUUGGUAGAUAUCUGCGGUACCUCGUUGAGAUUAAGUUUAUGGCGGCACCUACUGGUAGAGGCCGCGAACUGCCGGCGAUUGACACCGCGAUCGCCGAGGCGCAGGCACAGUGGGGAGUUGGUGGUCGCGGGGGUGCUUCUUAA